Vitis riparia (riverbank grape) is the source of this 1450-nucleotide messenger RNA. RefSeq names its product thioredoxin-like fold domain-containing protein MRL7L, chloroplastic. The transcript is spliced from 6 exons. Gene Ontology annotation, biological process: regulation of DNA-templated transcription; chloroplast organization. The record is from RefSeq and is a predicted model, not a curated record. NCBI's taxonomy places the organism in Eukaryota, Viridiplantae, Streptophyta, Magnoliopsida, Vitales, Vitaceae. Gene Ontology annotation, cellular component: chloroplast stroma. The coding region runs from base 200 to 1183 and encodes 327 amino acids.
AAUCGGGUUGGUGGACCGUGUCUAAAUCGGAUUCGGGUCUUUUAAUUUGAAGUUUAGAAGUGGAUAGGAUCAUGGGAUUACACGUGAAGCUGUUAACAGACGCAUGGGACUGGGGUUUUAGUUGGUUAGGGUUUUAGCACUGUCUGACCGGAAGCGGAAGAACAAGUGUCGAUUUCUCAAUUUCAAUCUCUCAGAGAAAAUGGCACUACAAAAUACAAUAACAGGGUUUCAGCAUAUGCUCUCUGCUGCUGUUACUCCUCGACAAACCAACCCAAGAUUGGAGUCCUUUUGCCUCUCCUUCUCCUCACAAGCCUUCCCCAAUUCGCCUUUCCUGAGCGUCAACAGAGGAAGAAGAAGAAGUGGGUUGAGAGCCUCUACAACCCCACAUAAACUGAAAUCCAAUGAUGGAGACCAAGACUCCAGUGAUAGUGAUAGUGAGGGUGAGAAUGAUGAUGCUCCUAUUAUGAGCGAUGAAGAGAGACGGGAAUGGAGAAGCAAGAUUAGACAAGUGAUUGAUGGAAACCCUGAUGUCGAGGAGGAGAUGGACCCAGUUCUCAAAAGGAGGAUGAUGCAAAAGCUUUUGGCUGAUUACCCUCUUGUUGUGGAGGAGGAGGACCCCAAUUGGCCUGAAGAUGCUGAUGGGCGGGGGUUCAACUUGGAUCAAUUCUUUGACAAGAUUACCAUCAAGAAUGUCAAGAAGGAUAAGGGUGAUGAUGAUAAUUACGAUAGCGAGGAUGAAAUUGUGUGGCAGGAUGAUAAUUAUAUUCGUCCCAUCAAGGACAUCAAGACUGCAGAGUGGGAAGAGACUGUACUUAAGGAUAUCAGUCCUUUAAUUGUUCUCGUGCAUAAUCGCUACAAAAGACCGAAGGAAAAUCAGAAAAUUCGGGAGGAACUGGAGAAAGCUGUGCACAUCAUAUGGAACUGCAGGCUACCUUCACCAAGAUGCGUUGCCAUAGAUGCUGUUGUUGAGGUUGAUUUGGUCUCUGCUCUCCAAGUGUCUGUUUUCCCAGAGGUCAUCUUCACCAAAGCAGGAAAGAUCUUACACCGAGAGAAAGUCAUUCAAACGGCAGAUGAGUUGUCAAAGAUAAUGGCGUUCUUUUACUAUGGAGCAGCCAAGCCACCUUGUCUGAAUGGCGCUGGAGAUAGCCAAGAAGCCAUCCCAUUAGUCCCAAUCAAGAGUUAAACACUCCUAAAACAAUAGGUAUAAGAUUAAUGCAAUGGCAACAAUCAGUUGCAGCUUUCUGAGGGUUAGUGAUUGGUGUUGAGAAUGUGGUUGUUCUUCACACAGGGGGCCUGGGAAUCAGUUUUUGAAUGAAUAUUGUGAGGGAGGUCUGUAACUGUAUAUCAAGGUGGUACUUGAUUCCCUCAGGGGUGAGUAAGUUGUUAUUUGUAAGCAAGCAAAGAUGAAUAUGAAUAUGAAAAUGAUGGAAAAUGCUGUUUCAGAUUCCAA